CUCUGAUGAUGGCAAGUGACAGUGACCCCAAAUACAUUUUGCAGGUGGAAAACAGGAGGAAAAACGUCUUUGUGACCCAACUAGGAGAGCACAGGGAAGAAGAGGACGAAGAUGUCCAUUGCAUCCCUAUCAUUCAUGAGGCCCCGAGCAAGAUUCUUCGGCAUCAUGGAAAAACACUACAGAAGACUUUGCUUUUGCAAAAAGAAGUUGAACAUGACCAAGUUACUGCAGAACUGAUUGCUAAGAGGCAAGAAUUCAAAAAACAGAUGGAAAUGCUGGCUGAACGAAGAGCAGAAUUUGCAUUGAAAGAAGAGGCUAGCAGGGCUCAAGCUCUUAAAUUUGACAGAUAUCUUAAAGAGUGUGAGCAGAAGAAGGAACGUGCGAUGAAGAAAUACCAGAACGAACGGAAGCUCAAUCAGACAAAGAAGAAUGAGAUUCAUAAACUGAAAGAAGAACUUAAAGAACUCAGAGUUAGGCAACAGAAGUUACAGAAAAAGGUGGCCAAAUGUAAAGUGUAUGAAGAUUUCUUGCUGAAACUGAUUGAAGCAUUGCCUGCCAACUAUCUGGAAUGUGGGGAAGAUUCUUUGAUUACAGCCCUCAUUAAAAGACACGAGACGUUGGUGACCGCAAACCAGAACUUGACAAAGAAUUUGUCCUCCCUGCUACAUAAUCUUGAGAAAACCCAACAUGAAAUUGGGACCUUGCAAGAGGAACAUGACACAGCGAAAGUUAUGCUGAUUAGCAAACUUUCAGAGCUUCAGACAAAAUGCAGUGCAUUACAAGGGGAAAAUACGCAGCUGGAGCAGUACAUUAGCCGUAAAAAAGGCCACUUCAGAAAUCAGAAAGAAGAACUAGGCAGGAUGUUGUUAGCAAUCUCUAGCCUAGCCGAGCAGUGCUACGUGUGGCAUUACGGCCCUUUGAAGGAAAUGCCAUUGCUCUCCAAGCUGGACAUGAUCCAAGAGUUCAUUCUGCGAAAACAGGCUAUCAGACAGCAAACUAUGCAAUCAGAUGAACUUGAAACAUCAUCCUGCAGUCUUAAGGAACGACCUCACAAAAGCAAAAAGUGA
Messenger RNA from Euleptes europaea (tarantolino), 1067 nucleotides. RefSeq names its product coiled-coil domain containing 197 (gene CCDC197). Bases 6 to 1067 code for a protein of 353 amino acids. The record is from RefSeq and is a predicted model, not a curated record. NCBI's taxonomy places the organism in Eukaryota, Metazoa, Chordata, Lepidosauria, Squamata, Sphaerodactylidae. The transcript has 9 exons.